GAAGUUUGUAUUGUUUCUUCUACGGUUGGUACUGUUAAAUCAAAGAAAUACAAAAAAUGAUUCUUUGUUGAAUAACGUCAAGCGUGGCUAAUCAAAGUAGGAAAAGAAAAAUGAGCAGUUCUGAGGAGGUUUCGUGGAUUUCCUGGUUCUGCGGCCUUCGAGGAAAUGAAUUUUUUUGUGAGGUUGAUGAAGAUUAUAUUCAAGACAAAUUUAACUUGACUGGUUUAAAUGAACAAGUUCCACAUUAUCGACAGGCUUUAGAUAUGAUUUUAGAUUUGGAACCAGAUGAUGAACUUGAGGACAAUCCAAAUCAAUCUGACCUGAUUGAACAAGCUGCAGAAAUGUUAUAUGGUUUGAUUCAUGCACGUUACAUCUUGACAAACCGUGGGAUUGCAUUAAUGAUAGAAAAGUAUCAGGCUGGAGACUUUGGACACUGUCCACGAGUAUACUGCGAAGCAGAAAAUAUGCUACCUAUUGGUUUGUCGGAUGUUCCUGGAGAGGCUAUGGUGAAGUCAUAUUGUCCAAAGUGUAUGGACGUGUACACACCCAAGUCUUCAAAACAUCACCACUCAGAUGGAGCUUACUUCGGCACAGGAUUUCCUCAUAUGCUGUUUAUGGUUCAUCCAGAAUACAGGCCUAAACGUCCUGCCAACCAGUUUGUUCCAAGGUUAUAUGGGUUUAAAAUCCACCCCUUGGCAUAUCAAAUUCAACAGCAAGCAGCUGCCAACUUCAAAGCUCCACUGCGAGCCAUGAGCUACGGAAAUAAUGCUAAGCGUUGACCCUAAUAUACUUUUUGUAAGUGCAAACAAACAAGAACAGUAGAUUCAUUUUUUACUGUUGAAGGAUGUCUAGAUGAAGCAUAUAAGAUAGGAAUAACUACUAUCUCUAUUGUACGGAAACAAAUUUUCAUGUAUUAUAUUUUAAAUGUUAAGAAACUAAAGUAAGAAGCUAUAAAUAAGAAGAAAAAAUUUAUCCGAUCAUGAUCUUCUGUUUAAUUCUGUAUAUUUUUUCAAUUUCUUUUAUAGAUUUCCCUGCUGAAUACUUUGAAAGCAGUUUCACAUUGUUACUAGCUAAGAACUAUACAUAUAAUAUUGUACAAAUACAUGUAUUUAGUAUUGCAAAUUAAAUACUUUUGUUCUCUUUAAA
Molecule: messenger RNA, 1146 nt
Organism: Homalodisca vitripennis (glassy-winged sharpshooter)
Lineage: Eukaryota; Metazoa; Arthropoda; Insecta; Hemiptera; Cicadellidae
Product: casein kinase II subunit beta
Exons: 6
Coding region: 111-779 (222 amino acids)
Cellular component (GO): cytoplasm; protein kinase CK2 complex
Molecular function (GO): protein kinase regulator activity
Source: RefSeq, a predicted model, not a curated record